Anopheles bellator is the source of this 853-nucleotide messenger RNA. RefSeq names its product microsomal glutathione S-transferase 1-like. Bases 298 to 756 code for a protein of 152 amino acids. The record is from RefSeq and is a predicted model, not a curated record. Lineage: Eukaryota; Metazoa; Arthropoda; Insecta; Diptera; Culicidae. The transcript is spliced from 3 exons. Gene Ontology annotation, cellular component: membrane.
UUGGCGGCUUAGUAGGGUUCUGCGUGCUACCAAAAACCUUACCGCUACGCUCUAGGCAAAAGCGCUAGUUACUUGUAGCCGUUGCAGCCGGGGAAUUGGAGUGGCCAACGAAAACGAUGAUGGUGCAAAUAUCCGUUCGGCAGCCUCUAUAGUCGAUAGUUCGCCAGUCGCGCGCAUCAGUUACCGGACGCAUCACCCAGCGUACAGUUGUGUUUCGCCAAGGCUUGGUCUCCGCGGUAAAAAUCAUAAGCUGCUAUCGAAAGGCCUGAAAAGCGUGAAACGCACCUCAAUCGCACCAUGGCCGGUAGUCCCUUCGACAACAUCAACCCUGAAGUGUAUCGUGCGUACGUCUUCUGGUCGGCGGUUUUGUUGGUGAAGCUGUUCUGCAUGGCUCCGUUGACCGCCUUCAAUAGGUUCAAGAACAAGGCAUUCGCUAACCCAGAGGAUACCAACGCUAUCAGCAGGAAGCUGAAGCCCAAGCUGGACGAUCCCGAUGUAGAGCGUGUGCGAAGGGCCCACCUGAACGACCUGGAGAACAUUCUGCCGUUCUUCGUCGUCGGUUUCCUGUACCUGCUCACCGAUCCGGUACCGUUCCUGGCAAUCAACCUCUUCCGGCUGGUGGCCGUGUCGCGCAUCGUGCAUACGCUCGUCUACGCGGUCUUCGUCGUGCCUCAACCGGCCCGGUUUCUGGCGUACAUGGGCGCCAUGGGGCCAACCGCGUACAUGGCGCUCCAAACACUCCUGCACUUCUUGUAGUGGGGCCCCAUGCCCUACGGUGGUGGUAUGUCUCCACGAAUGAUUGCUGUAAUAUCGUUGAUAAUAAAAUCAGGCGCCAUUUGGGCAUGAACCUUAA